This is a messenger RNA of Toxorhynchites rutilus septentrionalis, 3918 nucleotides long. RefSeq names its product cilia- and flagella-associated protein 251-like. Gene Ontology annotation, molecular function: protein binding. Bases 133 to 2814 code for a protein of 893 amino acids. The record is from RefSeq and is a predicted model, not a curated record. NCBI's taxonomy places the organism in Eukaryota, Metazoa, Arthropoda, Insecta, Diptera, Culicidae. The transcript has 14 exons. Gene Ontology annotation, cellular component: motile cilium.
AAUAAGUAUCUCUCCAGUGUAAAACCGGCCCAGCCAUCCAGCGACGGAGUCAACGAUCGUUCAUUUUCCGUUCUCGCACUUUUGAAAUGCUUAAACACUGACCAGAAGAAUUGGUAGAUAUUACGCGUAAAAAUGAGUGAAAUAGUGCGAUACACGCAGGAAAACGAUCAACCCCAAGAUCUCCAGCACCGUUGCCAACCAUUUGUACUAGAAUGGAUUUUUGGGUUUAACCCGCGAAUUUCGCUGAUCAAUCUCACCACAAAGAAAAACGCCAAGGAAAUGGUGAUGGCUUCGGCGAACGCGAUUAUUUUCUAUAAAUUCGAGAACCAGAUCGAGACUACGUUCACAAUAGUUGGUCAUCGAACCAAUAUAAACAUGCUUGCAUCUGAUGGCACCGGUCGUUUCGUGGCCUCCUCUGACAGCAUACACUGCAUAAAUGUUUGGGAUAGAGAUGCAAGCCCUGGUGCCUCACCCGUGGCAAUCCGUACAAUCUACGAGCCUUUCAAAUCAAAUCAGAUGGAUGCAGUAGGAUUAAGCCACGAUGGAAGAUACUUGAUCGCAGCUUGCAGUGGGUCACAGCAUCAACUUAAAAUAUGGCAGUGGACAGUAGGCAAUGAAACUACCGAUGAUUCAAUUGAACUCCCAACUCGGUUUGGAAAAACCAAAAAUAUUCGUUUCUGUCCGGAUCUAGACAAGCGACACUAUUUUGUGAUCACAUUGGAAAACGCUAUAAUUUUUGGCACCUUCGAUGCGAAAAAUCAAAAGCUAGGGAUCGAAAUCCCGAAGAAACACGGUUUCCAGGAUUAUAACGACUCCGUUUUUGUGGACGACACUCCGAGAGCGGUUUCGGUAACCGGAGCGGGAAUGGCAAUUGUUUGGAACGAUGACGAUAAAAUUGAUGGCCCAGUCAAGAAGCAGUUUCUCAAGUACCUUCAUCUGAAAUAUGCUUCGAUAAAUGUGAUUCGUUCAUGCGAUCAGAAGUUGAUCACCGGUGAUGAUGAUGGUGAGGUUCGAUUCUACGACAACCAGAUGCGAAUUUUGUACUGGUUUAAACAGGAGGAUCCGGAACCAGUCAGAACAAUUUCGUUCAAUAUUGCUCCUCGGAGAUGCAGAAUAAAAUACGCAUCCUUCGAUGCUGCCCAGGGGAAAUAUGACGAGAACAAUGAACCAGAUCACGAGGAUAACGAUGAGGAAUUUCUUAACAUUGAAUCUGUACCGAGAGAUGUAUCACUCGAGGGAAAUCCAGUAAUAAUAAGAAAUUUCAUCAUGGCUACCAAAUCAGGACGCAUUUAUGACGUGGACAUCGUACAAAAUAAAAUCCAGGAUGUGUAUUAUCAGUCCGGGAGUAUUAUCACUGCUUUCGACGUGAACCCAAAACAAGCUCAACUGUGCUGCUGUGAUGGAAAUGGGAGACUCACCAUCUAUGACCUAGAAGAAAAGCAUGCCGUGAUGAGUAUUACCGUACCGAUUCAAAGAACACACCGUGGACGAAUCACAGCUCUUACCUAUUCAUCCUGUGGGACAUUUCUCGUUGGAGGCGCCGAAAAUGGUUAUAUAUGGGUGAUCAAUCCUGCAACGAUGAUCAUAAGCGAGGAAAGUCCGCUGCAGUAUACGGAUGAGAAAAUUCAUCUCAUUCUUUUCUCCCCCGAUUCAAAAUUCAUUGUGUUCACCGAUGAUGAAUGCUCCGUAGGUUUAUUAGUACGAGAAAAUGAUAGUUGGAAGCUAAUAGGAAAAUGUAUGUCUCAAAAAGUUAGAGAUGUAAUAUUUCUCUCGACAUCAAAAUUUCUCACCAUAACAGAUGAUAGACACAUAGUUACAUACAUCAUUGAUAAAGGAGAUAUUUCAUCCAUGGCAAGCCUUGUAGUUGGCGAAAGAUUCAGGGUUGAACAAUCUGCUCAUACCACGGCGCUUCUGCAGCUUCCCGGGAAUUGUUUGCUGGUGGCCAAUGAUCAGUUCAAAUUCAAAAUGUUUGAUCUGGAAACUUUUCAGAUUAAGCACACCUUUUCUGCACCCUUCCACGACGGACCGAUCCGGCAGCUUCAUCUUUUGCCCGGAGAUCACUUUAUGACAUUUAUGACUGAUAACCAUGUCUAUGUUCAUCUGCUACCAAUCGAUGGAAAUCCAUUCAAAUAUUUGGGAAUGUUCGCACAUCCAAAGAAGCUCAAAGCUCUACGAAACAUGAAGGAUCACUUCGUAUUUUGUUGCGGCGAAGGUGAUCAUGGUGUUAGCAUGUGGCGAAUUAAUACAAUACCAUUGAUCGAGAAUCAAAAACAUUGUGGAUCGGGGUUGGAUCCAUACUGCUCGUUGCUGCCAGGUGGUAAAAGCGGGUGUUAUGUCAAAGAGAUGCUUAGCCUUUUCUUCUACAACCAGAUAUCGCCAAAAAACAACGAAGCGUAUACGGAGAUAACGAUAAGAGAUGCAAUGGAUGCAAGAGACGUACCCAACUAUAUGCGAAGUAUUGGUUUCCAUAUGACUCAGUUUGAGGAAGACAACUUGGUUAGAGAAAUCGAUCAGCUUGAAGCUUCAUACCUGACGUUUGAAGAAGUCGUGAAACUGUUCCUGAACCACAAAACCCCCAUCAGUCCCAGCUGUGAGGAAAUUCGCUCGGCAUUAACCUACAUCACCGGCGGUAUCUACGAAACCGUUGAUUUGAAGACUUUCAACGAAAUGCUCUCUACCCUCGGAGAGAAGAUAGAUUCCAAAACGUUGAGUUUCUACUGCAGUGCUUUGUUCCCCGAGUACACUAACGCCGAUCCGGACGAGAAUGGAACGCUCCAGGUUCCUUUGGAAGAGUUCGUGGAGAAAUUAUGCUAAUAGAAAGAUGACAAAGUAUUGUUUGAAUAACUCUUUAUUAUAAAAACUUCUGUAUCCGAUCGAGGGUUUACAAUCUUCCGUUAUAGGAAAUAAUCACUUAUGAAAAAUAUAGUUUUUGGAACAUUUCUUUCCUUACAAGCUAAAAUAAUGAAAGCGGAAAGACUAACGCGCAGAUGAAGCGAUUCUUCUCCGGCCGUGCUGGAAAACAAAAUCUGCUUCUAUGGCAUUGGCGAAGGAAUAGCUUUGUGCAGGUGUGCUGGCGAAUUCCCACACAAACGGACCGCAUAACAACCCCCGAACUAUUCCCUGUCUAUGGGGUGCGAAAAUGGAAGAAAACUUAAUGAACCUAUGUACAAGCUACAGAACCUGUCGGAAAAUAAGAAUCGUACGUAUACAUAUAAUGCUAAAAAAAUUAUUUUGGUCAAUAACAGAUCGCUUUUCAUCUUCUGGGGGUUUGGGAGGAGGGGACUUGGUUCGACUUAGGCUUAGGCUUAGAGUUGCUCUUACAGUAUAAAAUCACAAAUUUUCUCCGUUUUAUUCGAUUUAGAUGGAUCUCCGUCCUUGUUAAAUUCUUGUUUUUGUUUACUUCCCUUCGCUGGAAAAUGCGUCUCGCUUCUACUUUUCUUUCUUCUUUGUCUGGAAUUCUGACUUAUAAAUAAAAAUAUGAUCAGCUCUUUUCAUCUGCUCUACGCGAUUCGAUGGAUGUAUCACAACAUCUUUUUGUUUCUGAGUUUCCUUCUCCGUCUACCGCAAAUGUAGUGUGUGUGUAUGUAACAGUGAUAAUCUUUUCAAAAGGCACGUUUUUCAUCAACGAGUAGUCACAGCAAGGUUUUUUUCGUUCAACUUUUUUUAAAAUAUUUUUUUUUUCGUAUCGCUCAACAAAUCGAACACUUACAAUUUACGUUAUAUUUAGUUCAACGUUCUCAAAAAUGUAACAUUCGUAACAUUGGUAAUUCUAAUAGCAGUGACAAUUCCAAAAAUGUAGGAAAAAAUGAAGCGGUAUCAAAAAUUUAGAAAACAAAGCUUGUCGAAAAUGUAAAAAAAGACUUAAUUUAAGGGCGUUCCGAAAAAAAAAGCGUUUUGGAAAAAAGCGAAAAAAAAUAA